Cucurbita pepo subsp. pepo (vegetable marrow) is the source of this 3341-nucleotide messenger RNA. The record is from RefSeq and is a predicted model, not a curated record. Lineage: Eukaryota; Viridiplantae; Streptophyta; Magnoliopsida; Cucurbitales; Cucurbitaceae.
CUCUCUCUCUCUAAGAACUCGAACUCUGUCUCUCUCUCUCUCUCUCUCUGGUAGAAUUCUCCCAUUCCUGAAAGGAGCUUCCGGCAGUCACCGAUUUCUUUGCAGUAUUCCGAUCCAGUAAGAUACGGUUGUGGGGCAUUCCAUUCCGCCAGAUUUUGCCGUUUUUACUUCUCUCUCUCUCUCUCUCUAAAUUUAGGGUUUCCUCUUCGUUUCUGGUAAUCUCGUUUUGAUUUCAUUUGUUCUUCGAUUUCUGUUGUGUUCUUGUAUUUCUUCGUUCUUCGUUCGUUAUUCUUUCUGUAAUCCUUUAUUUUUUGUUUUAUUUGAUCUCAAAAAACCUAAAAAAGAAGAUAAAUUGUCGUUGUUCUUUCCGGAUAUAUUCGGUGCGAGUGCUUUCUUAGUAAUUUCCCCUUUGUUCCCUCGCCUGUGCUUCAAUCUGGGUAUACGUUCUCAUCGAGAAACUCCCUGAAAUUUUGGUGGGCUUUGUUUUUGUUUGCUAUCCGAAAUUGGGAGUUUUUUGUUUCUCGCUUUUUUUUUACUGCGGGAUCUUUUCCACUAGUUUUUUUUUUUUUUUUUUUCCUCUUAAUUUUGUCAAUCCUUCUUUCCCCUUGGCGCCGGAAAUCAAUAGAAAAAUCUUGGGAUAGGGUGUACCUGUAAUGGCCUUGAAUUUUUCAUAUCGACCCAUCUUUCCCGCACAUCUUUCGGAGGAAAAUUCGGUUUCUCCGAUGAACAUUUCAGGUGCUCCCGAGAGAAAUUCUGACGUUUAUGGGAUGUCCUGGCUGAUUAAUCGGGAGCUAGAGAAUUGCCUUGAUUUUUUAGAGGACACCUGUGAAGGGGGUGGGUCGCGAGAUUGUGUCCCGGGGGAUGUUCUGGAUCUCUUGCCUUCAGAUCCAUUUGGAAUGGAUAUAAGUACCACUUUUACAGCGAUCACUGGCUGGCUGGACGAUCUGAAUGUAGACUAUGGUGGUGGUGGUGGUGGUUAUGGAAGAGAUGAGAGAGUUUUAGUUGAUGAGAGUAAUCAGCUUUUUGCUGGAUUGAACUAUAUUUGGAACAAUGCUUUUAGGCUCCAGUCGUUUCCCCAUGGAAAUGAAGGAAUUGUUCAUAGUUCUGGUGAGCGGGGGGGAUUCAGUGAGUGGUCUGAUGGGAGAAAAGUAGGUGGUUUGUCCUGCCAUACUGAUCCUCAAUCAUCAUAUGUUGUGGAUACAAUUCAGACCCUUGGUAUUGAACCUGAAAUUUCUGGAGGGGGAUUUGGUUCGUGGUCCGAUGAAAGAAAUGCAGGUGGUUUAUCCUGCCAUAGUGAUCUUGAAUCACCAUUUGUUCUGGAUACAAUUAAAACUCUUGGUACUGAACCUGAAAUUUCUGGAGGGGGAUUUGGUGCGUGGUCUGAUGUGAGAACAGCGGGCUGUGUAUCUUUCCAUACCGAUCUUGAGUCACCACGACAUGUUGUGGAUACGAAUCAGACUUAUAGUAUUGAACCUGAAAUUUCUGGAGGGGGAUUUGGUGCGUGGUCUGAUGGGAGAACAGCAGGCUGUGUAUCUUUACGUACCGAUCUUGAGUCGCCACGACAUGUUAUGGAUACAAUUCAGACUCUUGGUAUUGAGCCUGAAAUUUCAGAAGGGGGAUUCGGUGCAUGGUCCGAUGGGAGAACAGCAGGCUGUGUAUCUUUCCGUACUGAUCUUGAGUCACCACGACACGUUGUGGAUACAAUUCAGACUCUUGGUAUUGAGACUGAAAUUUCAGGAGGGGGAUUCAGUACGUGGUCUGAUGGGAGAACAGCAGGCUGUGUAUCUUUCUGUACUGAUCUUGACUCACCACGAUAUGUUGUGGAUACGAUUCAGACUUAUAGUAUUGAACCUGAAAUUUCUGGAAGGGGAUUCGGUGCAUGGUCUGAUGGGAGAACAGCAGGCUGUGUAUCUUUACGUACCGAUCUUGAGUCACCACGACAUGUUGUGGAUACAAUUCAGACUUUUAGUAUUGCACCUGAAAUUUCUGGAGGGGGAUUUGGUGCGUGGUCCGAUGGGAGAACAGCAGCCUGUGUAUCUUUACGUACCGAUCUUGAGUCACCACGACAUGUUGUGGAUACAAUUCAGAAUUUUAGUAUUGAACCUGAAAUUUCUGGAGGGGGAUUUGGUGCAUGGUCUGAUGGGAGAAGAGCAGGUGGUGUAUCUUGCCAUACUGAUCCUGAAUCACCACCAUAUGCUCUGGAUAUAAUUCGUACUCUUGAUAUCGAACCCGAAAUUUCUGAGGUGCAAACUGUAGUUCUUGAAGAGGGAAAUUGUGUCUCUUCCGAUGCAGGCGAACCUCCUCACGCAGCUUUAAAUUUUGUGCUCGGUUAUCUGGGAACGCGGGAACUUCUCGUUAUUGAAUCGGUUUGCAAGUCCCUGCAGUCAACUGCAGAAGACGACCCUUUCUUUUGGAGAAACAUUAACAUAUGUGGAAAGGUGGAUGUGAAAAUUACAGACGACAUUCUCUUAAAAUUGACUAGCAAGGCUCAAGGUGGUCUGGAAAGUCUGAGCCUUGUGAACUGUGUAAUGAUAAGUGAUAAUGGUCUCAACGAGGUUCUUCUCAAUAAUCCUAAGGUCACAAAGUUAUGUGUUCCGGGAUGCACGAGGCUCACCAUUGGAGGCAUUGUAGAUAGUUUGAAGGCCUUCAAGUCGAAAGGUAGACCGGGAUUGAAACAUUUAAGUAUAGCAGGAAUGUAUGGAGUAACAGAAGCUCAUUUUAAAGAGUUGGAGAAGCUGUUAUUAGGAACUGACAACUUGACUCAGCUAAACACCCACGAGCCUCGAUUCUAUCGGGGUGGAAUUCAUUUUCCAUCGUGCAACGAUGGACGUGCCAUCGACAUAGAACAAUGCCCGAAAUGCAUGAACAUGAGGAUUGUUUAUGACUGCCCGGUGGUUGGGUGCAAGGGAAUAAAAGAAGGCGACACCGACCCAAACACGAACGCGCAGAGAUGCAGGGGAUGCACGCUUUGUAUAGCUCGAUGCAAUUGGUGUGGACGUUGUAUCGAUGAGACAGUACACGAGGAGACGUUUUCUCUGGAUUUGCGUUGCAUUGAUUGUGGGAAGAAGAUAUCCAAAUGUGAAUAGCUGCUGCUGGGUAAUGAGUUGCUUAUUAUUAUUUAUUACUAUUACUGAACAAGAUUUUGAUUUAAUUUCCAUUUUUGUUGUUCAUCUCUAUUCAUUUGGUCCUGAAGGAGUUCUGUAUUAUUUUGAAAUUUGUGUUAAAGUGCUGCACCAUUCAUUCAUCUAUGUUCUUCCUUGUUACAACUUGGAUGUCAUGUUGUUGGGAAGUUUCAAUAAUGAAAAUGAAAUAUAUAUGAUGUUGGGAAGUUACAAUUUGUU